AAAAUAUUACUAAAUGUGAUUUUAAUGUAGUAUUUGUAUCCGCACUGUAUACCAGUAUUUACAUUUAGGAUGUUUGGAGGUUACAUAGGAAUAAUAUAAAACGUAAUUUAAAAAUAAAACUUCAAAUAGUUAAAGAUAUUAAUUUAAAAUAAUUAGUCUCUUAUUAAUACGAAUAGUUUAAUCUGUAUGAUUUAUUAUGUCAUUUUGUAAGAAAUCGAAUUUUUCAUUUAAUAAUUAAUUUAGUUUUUUACAGUUUUCUUUAAUUCACUAACAAAGGUUAAAUUUUCAAAAUAAUUAUGUUUUCUAAAUUAUUUAUGUUUUAUUAGUCAAUUGAUCUUCAAAUAUUUCUUCUAAUCUUAAUAUACUUUUUAAAUUGACGAAAAGUUUUAUUGUGCUCUAUUUUGAUUGAUGUUGAGUUAAAGUUAUUUUGAUUAGAGACAGAUUCAGUACGAGUACUAAGAACUUAAAUAGAAUAUGGCUGAAUUAAAUAAUGAUGAAACUAUUAAAAAUAAAGAAUCAAAACAAAUCACUUUAUUAAAUGAUGUGAAAAUAUUAUUUCAUGUAAAAUCAAUCUUCAGUAUGAUAUGUGAUCAAAUUGCAAACUUAACUAUUUCUGGCAAUAAAUUACUAACUACAUUAGGAGUUAAAAGUUCUUCUCCAAGCUACUUAGAUGAUGUUCAGUUAAAAUUGCUGUCUGAAUCUGAACCAGAUUUUUUACAAUCAUUUCUUAUAAAUAGUGAUAUUUUCUAUGGAACGUUGAACAAAUGUACAGAUAUUAAUGCACUCAUACUUAUGAUGAAUAUAUUUUCUAAGAUUAAGAUAUUACCAUUGAAUCAAACAACAGCUGAUGUUAUAUCUUUGAUUUGUAAAUCCAAAUAUUUUGAAAAUUUAAAUAAUGCCCUUGUUAAAUAUCACAUUAUUCAAGAUGUAGUUAGUCUAAUACAAUUACAAGAAUUUCUUAAUAAUUGCAUAGAUUUAAAUCAAUAUAUCAUCAACCCAGAAUCAAAAAAUAUCUUAAAUGAUAUUGUUUUAAUAACUUUUACUAAACUAAAUAAUAAAAAUGUAAAACUCAAUAUAGAUAGUCAAUAUGAAACAGAAAUAAUUCCCCAAGUAAAUUUGGACGAAAUAAAAAUUACUAAUAAAGUACAGUAUGGUGAAAGUAAAUGGCCUCUAUGUUACAAAACGCUUUCAAUAUAUCCUAUACCAGCAGAUUUGGNAUGUUACAAAACGCUUUCAAUAUAUCCUAUACCAGCAGAUUUGGUUCCUAAAAAGGUCUUCUUAAAUCCAAAUAUCACGAAAGGUAGAUAUGAUAGUGUAGAGCAUUACUUAGAUGUACAAUUCCGAUUACUACGUGAAGAUUUUAUUGCUCCUAUGAGAGAAGGUAUCCAAUAUUAUAAAUCAAUGAAAGAAAAAGGUAUGGAAAUUAUAAAUAUUCCAAACAUGCAUACUUAUUAUGAAUCAAAAAUUGUAAAACAAAUUGUUAAAGACGAGAAGAUGUUACUAUUUAUAAAUUUUUAUACAAAAGAAAAUUUUUUAAAAGACUCAAAAAGAUUUAUGUCAGAAUCACUUUUAGUAUUUAGUAAUGACCAUUUUCAAACUAUGUUUUUUGCCAUUGUUGUGCGAAUGAAUCAUAAAAAUAUUUAUCCAACUAAGUCAUUAAUAUGUAAACCACUAGGAAAACCUACAUUGAUUAAAUUAAAUUCUGUUUAUACUAUGGCAGAGUGUGACACUUACUUUUUACCGUAUAAAUAUACAAUGGAUGUCUUACAAAAGUUUAAUGAUUAUAGUUUUCCCAUGAGAUCAUAUAUCAUAGAUGCUAAAACUAAUCCUAGAGUCCCUGCUUACUUAAUACCUCAUUCAAAAUAUUUUAAAAUUGAUGGAAAGAUAUUUGACAUUUUAGAUGACUAUCAAUGGCCAGAUAAUCAAUCAUUAGGCCUAGACUAUGCUCAAUGUUUGGCUUUUAAAGCUGCUCUUACCAAAGAAUUUACAGUUAUUCAAGGGCCUCCUGGUACUGGAAAAACAUUUAUUGGUGUAAGAAUUGUCAAAAGUAUUAUAGAAAACAUGUACAGGACAAAUAUAUUGAAAAAUCCAAUUAUAGUCGUUUGUUACACAAAUCAUGCUUUAGAUCAAUUUCUUGAAGGAUUAUUAAGUAUUACAAACAAAAUUGUAAGAAUUGGAGGAGGCUCUAAAUCUGAUUUAUUAAAAAAAAAUAGUUUAAAAAAUCAUCAAAUGUCUAGCAUAGAAUUUUUAAAAAAAUCUUUUGUAAUUGGACUUACUACUACUGGAGCUGCUAUGAAACAUUCUAUUUUAUUAAAAUUGAAGUCUCCAAUUGUUAUUGUCGAAGAAGCGGCUGAAGUUUUAGAAUCACAUGUUGUUAUUUCACUGACCGAACAUUGUCAACAUGUUAUUCUAAUAGGAGAUCAUAAACAAUUACGUCCUCGAACUGCAACAUUUACACUUGCAAAGCAAUUUCAUUUUGAUAUUUCAUUAUUUGAACGUUUAGUAAAAAAUGAUUAUCCUUGUUAUACUCUACAAACACAACAUCGCAUGCGACCAGAGAUUUCUUCAUUAAUUUUACCAAUUUACCCUUACUUAAGGAAUCAUAAUUCAGUCAAUAAUAGAGAUAAUAUAUGUGGUGUUACAAGAAAUAUGUAUUUUAUAAAUCACGAGAACUCUGAGGAAAAAGUAUUAGGAUCUGCUAGCUAUAAAAAUAUGCAUGAAAUAUAUUUUUUGAUGGAAUUUACAAGAUAUUUACUUAAUCAAGGUUAUCAGCAAGGCCAGAUUACCAUUUUAGUUACUUACAAAGAACAACUAUUAGAAUUACAAAAGAUAAGAGAAAGUAGUUAUAAUUUAGAGUAUUUUCGAAUUGAAUGUGUUGAUGGUUAUCAAGGAGAAGAAAAUGAUAUUAUUUUGUUGUCAUUGGUACGUAACAAUGAAACAAACAAAAUUGGUUUCUUAAGUAUAUUAAACCGUGUAUGUGUUGCAUUGUCAAGAGCUAGAAAUGGAUUAUAUAUUAUGGGAAACAUGGAAAAUUUAUUACACUCUUUUAUAUGGAAAAGAAUUAGUAACAUUCUUGUUUGCCAGGACUCUAUUGGAAACAAACUAACCUUACGUUGUCCAGUACAUAAGGAUUGGAUUAAAACUGUAUGCAAAAGUACUGAUUUUGCAGAUAUUCAGUGUUUAGAAAUUUGCAACGUUGUAAUGUAUUGUGGACAUCAAUGCAAAGAAUAUUGUCAUAUUCGAGAUCAAUGUCAUGAAAAUAUCUAUAGAUGUAAAAAAGAAUAUACAAAAGUUUUACCGUGUGGAUUAGAAAUAAAAAUUGAGUGUUGGAUGAGAAACUUAUUUUUUAUGUGUCCUCCAAAAGUUGUAAAAAAAGUGAAUUUUCAAACAAAGUCUUACAUGAAUUAUCACUAACAACUUAGGUUAUCAUUAUGUACAUUGAAAAAUUUUAAGACUGAAUUAUCUUAUUCUUUAAUUUUUGUUUGUUUUAAGACUAAUUAUUUAUUAAUAAAUAGAGGUAUUGUGUAAUUUAGCUUUAAUUUCAAUUUUUUAUAUAGUUACUUUGAAGUUAAGUUAAAUUAAAUUAUUAUGUUUUGUGAUUAAAUAAUAUCUUGCCAAUUAUGUUUUUUAAUCAAAACCUUAUGUUUAUAUUGUUAAAUUGUUAAAUGCUUAAAUAUGAAAAACUAUAAUGUUUUAGAUAUUUAAUAUAAAUGUAUCAGAGUAUAAAAUUAACAAUUUGUUAUAAUAUGUAUUAUUUAUAUCAUAUAGAUUAAUAAUCUUAGACUUUAUAUUAAAAUAUUCAGUUUUAGAUAAAGUUUUAAGAGGUCAGUGUAUUCAGAGAGGUGAAAAAAAUGUUGCCCCAUUUUUAUAAAUUCAAAACCACUGUAAACUGCUUCAAUAAAUUUUUUUUUUGUAUUCUAAAAUUUUUGA
Molecule: messenger RNA, 3930 nt
Organism: Daktulosphaira vitifoliae (grape phylloxera)
Lineage: Eukaryota; Metazoa; Arthropoda; Insecta; Hemiptera; Phylloxeridae
Product: NFX1-type zinc finger-containing protein 1-like
Exons: 10
Coding region: 475-3414 (979 amino acids)
Biological process (GO): regulatory ncRNA-mediated heterochromatin formation
Cellular component (GO): nuclear RNA-directed RNA polymerase complex
Molecular function (GO): helicase activity
Source: RefSeq, a predicted model, not a curated record